UCUCAGUGUGUGUCUCAGUGUGUCUCAGUGUGUCAGUGUCUCAGUGUGUCUGACCGUCCCGUUGCCCCCCCAGCCUCCCUCAGCCCGUUCACCAGUGGCUCCCAGCAGCCCCAGAGCUCCGCUGAGCGUUGGCGGGUUUCGUCCUCCAGCACGCCGGACAUCACGCAGAGGCAGCGGCGACGCAACUCCACGCCGGUGGAUAAGAAGAAGAAGGAGAAGAAGGACAAGGAGAGAGAGAACGAGAAGGAGAAGAACGCGCUCGCCAAGGAGAGAGUGCAGAAGAAGAGACAGAUGACAUCAUCAGCGAGCGCCAGCGUCUCCAGGUCCAGACCGGAUCUGGAACGUCUUCCUUCAUCCUCCUCUCUGCUCCGUAGCGCCCCCCGGGCCAGGAACCGGCCCCCUUCUCCGGACCCCAGGAGCCGCCCGCUGUCCCCUCUGGUGCCGGCCUCCAAGCCGCCCCCCGGCCAGAAGACGCCCACAGUCACCGCCAAGCCCCGCCCCAAACGGGCCCAGACGCCAGCCAGAGUGCAGCCGCAGACAGUUGCCGCCAUUACCGUGGAAACCAGAGAGGAGGAGAAAAACAGCUGCAGCGUCGUUCCCGCCAUCGUGGUUUCCUCCGCCCCGCUCACGCCUCCGUCCCUCAGCCCGCCCGUCGUAGCGUCGCAGCCUGCUGCUGCCGUCGGGUCCGGGUCCGCCCCGGCUGCGGCGCCGCCCAGCAAGCCGUCGGCCGGUACCAACGACCCGGAGGAGGCGGCGCGCGCUCUGGCAGAGAAACGGCGUCAGGCCCGGGAGCAGCGGGAGCGGGAGGAGCAGGAACGGCUGGAGCAGGAGCGCCGCAACAGACUCCUGCGGGAGGAAGCGGUGGCCCGCGAUGCCGAGGAGAGGAGGCGACGCGAAGAGGAGGCGCGCUUCAUGGAGGAGCAGCAGCGCCUCCGGGAUGAAGCUCAGCGCACCGAGGAAGAGGAGGAGGCGCAGAGGAAGGCCAAGGCCGAGCAGGAGGAGAACGAGAAGCUGCAGAGGCAGAGAGACGAGGCAGAGGCCAAGGCCCGCGAGGAGGCGGAGCGUCAGCGCGAGGAGAGGGAGAAGCACUUCCUGAAGGAGGAGCAGGAGCGGCUGGAGAGGAAGAAGCGCCUGGAGGAGAUCAUGAAGCGGACACGCAGGAGCGACGCCGGAGAAAAGAAGGACGUCAGAGCGCCGCCGCAGGUCAACGGCUCCGAGCCCAACAAAGGUCACGCAGCUGCUGCCCCCCUGCUGGGCCCCGGGCCCCCGGCCCCUUGCCCCCCCCUGACCGGCCCUGUGGCCGUUAACGGCGUCCAGCCCGCUUCGCAUCAGAACGGCGUCUCGGCCAACGGCGAGCUGGAGCGCCGUGCCUUUGAGGGGGCGGAGCCUUACCUGAGGAAGGCGGGCGCCAUGAAGCCGCAGCAUGUGGCAGAGGUUCUGUGAAUCGCCAUGGAGACCGCCUGUAGGCCACGCCCCUCAGACCAGCAGAGUGCCAAAAAUGGAGGAACUGAAACUUUAAAACUUUGCGUCACUUCCUGUUCCAGCGCUGAACCCGGAGAGGUUUUCCUUCCUGCUGCAGCCGAGACGGAACGGCUGCAGCUGAUUGGCCGAAACCCGAUGAAACGGCUGCAGCUGAUUGGCCGAAACCCGACGGAACGGCUGCAGCUGAUUGGCCAGCUUGCCCCUCCUGAUCUGACCCUGGAGCAGCGACAGUGACUCCUGUUAUUAUUCUGCUGUUGUUCCUGUCUUCUUCAGUUCUACUGUGUGUGUGUGUGUGUGUGUGUGCGUCAUUUUGUGUGUGUGUGUGUGUGUGUGUGUGUGUGUGAGAGAGAGGAAGAGUGUUUCUGUUUUAAUUGAUAAAAUGUUCAUAGUUCAGAUUUUAUUGUUAGCAUAGCAUUACAGCAGUUAGCAUGAGUAGCAUUGUUAUAAUAGAAUGGUUAGCAUCAAACCGCAGUGUUUUGUGCUAACUUUAAGGGAACCCUAAUAUGUCAUCA
Messenger RNA from Poecilia latipinna (sailfin molly), 1994 nucleotides. RefSeq names its product MAP7 domain-containing protein 1. The record is from RefSeq and is a predicted model, not a curated record. NCBI's taxonomy places the organism in Eukaryota, Metazoa, Chordata, Actinopteri, Cyprinodontiformes, Poeciliidae. Gene Ontology annotation, biological process: microtubule cytoskeleton organization. The annotation marks the transcript as partial. The transcript is spliced from 10 exons. Gene Ontology annotation, cellular component: microtubule cytoskeleton.